GUCGUGAGUAGCGAGAUAUGGUAAAGAAGAUGUAAUGGUAAAUAGCAAACAUCACAAAACUGCUGCGGACAAGCUGGAGGAAAAGGGAAAAGAAGAAAAGAAAUCGGACCUAUGAAAUGAAGAGCGCACGGGAGAGAUCUCGACACUUGGUUGCCACUGGUUACUCGCAGUAAUGUAAUGAUUUAAGCAUUGGAAGACAACUGUGGCAGCUUUUCGGAUACAGCCAUUCUUGACUAUGUAUGAAUGUUAUCAUGAGAGGCAGCUUUUAUGAACUGCCAUGUUUAAAGUUAAAUCCGUAUUAGCCUAUAGCCUACCUAUUGUUAACUGUGCCCGGUGGAUUCCUUUUUUUUAACAAAUGGAAUUGCAAGCUCGGUCGUGGUUCCCGUUGAACGAGCCCUGGUAGCCUAACAUUUGGAGACUUUAUGGCUUCGGUUGGAGACGAAGUGAUUAGUGGAGAGUUCUGACUGACAGGCGAAGCCGGUAGCAGCAAUACUAGCGCCAUCCGUCUGUAUAGGCUACUUCGACAAUACGUGACUGAUAAAAGCAAUAAACUCCGCCAUAAAUGAGUGAACAAUUCAGCCAUGAGUGAUGCGGCAAGUAACUUCAGGGGAGGCAUCGCGGGCGACUGUCUCCCGGCAUCUGCCGCUCGGAUAUUUUUUAAUUCAUUUUUUAAAAUGCUGAAUAUCAGCAUAGCCUACUAACUAUAGGUACUUACUGAAUUUCAGUUAUUUUUGGAUUGGGGUUUGACAUUAGCAGUAGGCUAAUUCUAGAACUAAAAUCUUUUAGAAGAGAUCGCUAUUUACACGUGCACUGUGAUGUGUCCCUUAUGUUUAAAAUUAUUAUUUGCGGCGUGCACUUGAAACGGUCUCGCGCAACAUUAUUGUGAAAUGGGACCAUGAUGAAAAUAGACAUAUAUUUGUUUUUAUUAAAACAGUUUACAGCCAAAGCACAACUCUUAAAUCCUACUAAUUUAGGCUACUUUAUGCAAGGAUAUUUCCUUGUUUGAAGUAUUUUUUAGAUUAUUUUCACUGAUGGAGACACCACCUUGCUCCAAGAAGAGCUUGUCUCUUUCGCUGCCCGUUCCUCGAGAAGGACAUGCGACCCUCAGGCCCCCGCAGCACCUCUGGAGGCAACCGCGGACCCCCAUCAGAAUUAAACACCGCGGAUAUUCGGACACUGACCGGCAUCACCAUCGGCAGAUCGAGCGCUCCAAUGCCGUGGACACAAGCGACCGCCCGGGACUUAAAAAGUCUCGCAUGUCUUGGCCCGCUUCAUUUCAAGGAACUAGCAGCACCUGUGCUGGAAAUAAACGGUUUGAUGUAGAGAAUGGCUCUUCUCCGGAUCUGCAGCCCAGUCCGGGGCGGACGCUCCACCCCUCCUUCCCCCAGAGCCAGCGCCGCGAGUCCUUCCUCUACCGGUCCGACUCGGACUACGACAUGUCCCCCAUGACCGCGUCUCGCAACUCGUCCAUCAGCAGUGAUGCACACCCUGAGGAUUUCAUUGUGACCCCCUUUGCUCAGGUGUUGGCCAGUCUACGAACUGUAAGAAGUAACUUCACCAUCCUCGUCAAUAUCACCACCCCCCAUGACAAGAGGUCACCACUGGGAGGUCAACCAACAGUUCCCAAAGCAACACUUUCAGAGGCCACAUAUGAGCAGCUGGCUCGAGAGACCCUGGAGGAGCUGGACUGGUGCCUGGAGCAGCUGGAGACCAUUCAGCCACAUCGCUCUGUUAGUGACAUGGCCUCCACCAAGUUUAAGAGGAUGUUAAAUCGAGAGCUCUCUCAGCUCUCUGAGAUGAGUCGCUCUGGGAACCAGGUGUCAGAGUACAUCUCCAGUACCUUCCUCGAUCAGCAGAAUGAGGUGGAGAUCCCCUCCCCCACGCAAAGAGAGAGAGAGAAGCCCAUGAGUCACAUCAGCGGCGUGAGGAAGCUCACCCACAGCUCCAGCCUCAGCAGCUCCAGCCUCCCCCGCUACGGAGUGCACACUGACCAGGAGGAGGCUCUGGGCAGAGAACUGGAUGACUUGAAUAAAUGGGGCCUUAAUAUCUUCCGUAUCGCAGAGUUCUCAAACAACAGACCACUCAGCUGCAUCAUGUUCUCCAUAUUCCAGGAGAGGGAUUUGUUGAAGACCUUCCGGAUUCCGGUGGAUGCUUUCAUGACAUAUGUCAUGACCCUGGAGGACCAUUACCAUAACAAUGUGGCAUACCACAACAGUCUACAUGCUGCUGAUGUCACACAAUCCAUACAUGUGCUCCUGUCCACCCCAGCCCUGAAUGAUGUCUUCUCUGAGCUGGAGAUUCUGGCUGCUCUGUUUGCUGCAGCUGUUCAUGAUGUGGAUCACCCAGGAGUUUCCAACCAGUUCCUCAUUAACACCAACUCCGAGCUGGCUCUGAUGUACAAUGAUGAGUCAGUUCUGGAGAACCAUCACCUGGCCGUGGGGUUCAAGCUCCUGCACCAGGAGAACUGUGACAUCUUCCUCAACCUCAGCAAGAGACAGAGACAGAGCCUGCGCAGGAUGGUCAUCGACAUGGUGUUGGCCACCGACAUGUCCAAACACAUGAGUCUGCUAGCUGAUCUUAAGACGAUGGUAGAGACAAAGAAAGUCACCAGUUCAGGAGUGCUGCUGCUUGACCACUACACUGACCGCAUACAGGUCCUGAGGAACAUGGUGCACUGUGCGGACCUCAGUAACCCCACCAAGCCGCUGGGGGUGUACAGGCAGUGGACUGAGCGCAUCAUGCAGGAGUUCUUCCGCCAGGGCGACCGAGAGAGAGAGAGAGGCAUGGAGAUCAGCCCCAUGUGUGACAAACUCACUGCGUCCGUGGAGAAGAGCCAGGUGGGCUUCAUUGACUACAUUGUGCACCCGCUGUGGGAGACGUGGGGAGACCUGGUGCAGCCCGAUGCUCACCACAUCCUGGAGACGCUGGAGGAGAACCGGGACUGGUACCAGAGCGCCGCCCCUCAGAGCCCCUCCCCCAGCCCCUCCCCCCUGCACAGCUUCCAUUUUCAGCUCACCCUGGAGGAUGAGGACGAGGGGCUGGAGGGGAGGGGCCACGGCCGCACGCAACAGCCCGCCGGCAGGGAAAACAGACACUCAAGCCCCGAGGAAGAGGAGGAGUCUUCCUCACCCGCUGAGUACACGUGAGGAAGGGCCCCGCUCCAGCCAGACGUCAUCCCUGUAGGGGAGUGUGUGCAUGCGUGUCUGCCUGUGGACCCCACUGGGGCUGAAGGGCAGUUGGGUUGGGUGGGGCGGGGGGCAGGGGGUAGGUUACUAUUCAAAGAACACUUACACUCCCCCACCCCUCCAAAACACACUCACUGACAAAUAAAAAGUCAUUUAUAGAUAUUCAGCUUUAUUCUUUUUUUCAAAGGGAACAAAAAUAAAAGCGAUAGAUACACACAGAAACUGUAGAAAUAAUAUUGAUAGCAGAAUUGUUAUUCACACAGAAACUGUAGACUUGGACUGGGCUCUUGAGCCCCUCCUGCUGGUGGUUUGUGAAACUGCAGAUAAAGUUGUCUCGAGAAAACAGAUUUUUCCUCAAAAAAGUAGUAGACUUUAACAUACAGUACAUGCAUAUCACACACACUACACACACUUACAUGAAUGCAAAAAUAAGGUGUGAAUGCAUGUGCACACAAACAGCCCUAGUGCAAUCAGGCAUUGGCAAGUCAGACAGGUGCUGCCUUGAACAAUAAUGGGUUACUAUUCUCAACUAGUUUUGCCCAAACACUCCCAUAAACAUAUAGGCCAUACACACACAACUGUGUCUGUGUGUGUGUGUCUUUAUUCAUUUGUCUGGUCUAGUGUGAGCACAUUAAUGUUUGUUUGGAGGAUUUGGAUGGGACCGACUGGGAUAAAGCCAUCUCUAUCUGAGUUUAUAUAAAUUAAUAUUAAUAAUUAAUGUUGAUCUGCAUUUUACCAGGAUCUGGGUUCCUAUAUGCCGCUUUUUCCUGUAGUGGAGAAGAGGAUGGCUUGAUAGGAGGGCCUGCUGGCCCCGCCUCUUUCCCUUUAUGGAGUAUGACCAGUGAAAGGUGGCCCCGCCCUUUCCCCUUUCUGGAGUAUGACCAGUGAAAGGUGGCCCCGCCCUUUUCCCUUUACGGAGUGUGGCCGGUGAGAGGUGGCCGCGUGCCUUUCCGGACUACCAGCUCCUGCCUGGGGCUACAGCGAAGCAAUGCAUUGUGGGAUAGGGGUGCCUGUCACUUCUUAAGCUCCGCAUCAGCUGUUUACGAUGAGUCUCACGUGUUUGUUGACAUCUGUGUUGUGAUGAUACAUUAUUGCCGUGUGUGGCACGGUUCACGGGUGACUCUAUUGUCUCUGUCACACCCACACCGUCGCGCACCCGAACUCACGGAUUGGGACCUGCUGCCCGCCAGGAAAAACGGGGAGUGAAAGGGCACGUGUGGGAGAAGGCUGCUGAAGCACUUGGGAUUUUACGGUCUCUCUGAGUUCAAAGUGUUUUUAGCCUUAGUGUUGAGGCAGGGUUCCUCCCUGCCACGGUUUCAUAUGAAGCAAAUUUAGCCGUAUGUAUGUGUAUAGCACAUACAGUGCAGGUCAUAAGUAUUCAUAAGACAGUGGUACAAUUUCUGCUGGUUCUUUUGGCUCUGUACUCCAGCACAUUGGAUUUGAAAUGAAAAGAGGAAUAUGAGGUUAAAGUGCAGACUGUAUUUUAAUUUUAGGGUACUUACAUCCAUAUCGGGCGAUCCUUGUAGGAAUUACUUUCCUUUUUAUGCAUGCUCUCUCCAUUUUAGAGGCCCAAAUGUACUUGGACAGUUGGUGUCUCUUUGUUUAAGAAAGCUUUCAGUAUCUAAUCUUGAUUCUAGGCUUUUGAUUGCCUUGGAG
This is a messenger RNA of Conger conger (European conger), 4841 nucleotides long. It is a transcript of the gene pde4a, whose product is annotated as phosphodiesterase 4A, cAMP-specific. Gene Ontology annotation, molecular function: 3',5'-cyclic-AMP phosphodiesterase activity. The record is from RefSeq and is a predicted model, not a curated record. Gene Ontology annotation, biological process: signal transduction. The transcript has 15 exons. Bases 1032 to 3146 code for a protein of 704 amino acids. Gene Ontology annotation, cellular component: nucleus; cytosol; perinuclear region of cytoplasm. NCBI's taxonomy places the organism in Eukaryota, Metazoa, Chordata, Actinopteri, Anguilliformes, Congridae.